Molecule: messenger RNA, 963 nt
Organism: Haemonchus placei
Lineage: Eukaryota; Metazoa; Nematoda; Chromadorea; Rhabditida; Trichostrongylidae
Source: the annotation of a GenBank genome assembly
AAGUGCGUUCAGAGAACAAACUCUUCUAAUUUAAAGUCUUUCUCUUCGAGAUUAUUUCAGAGGCUGUUUUCGCAAAUUUGUGGAGCCGUGCCACAAUGUUCACACUUGAAUCUCGACAAACUGAAUCCGGCUUUUGUCAAAUAUAUCAUUGUUCAGCAUGAACUCUUACGAGUUACCUUAUUGCGGUUCUGCUGUUCACUGUUUCACCACACCCUUCAGAGGCUAGUCACAUCUGAGAAGGACAGACUUCCGUCGAUCUCCGCUCCACCCGUCCACUGUCAAUCUGAGGUUUGUGGAGCUGAAGCAGUUGGCUGCCUUCUCGCUGCUGACUCUUCGGAGGAAUAUGAUGAAUACCAUGAAGGGAAAAGAAAAUCACACAAACAUCGGCUGGGGAAGCGGCAGGCUGAUGACUAUGAUCAAGGAAUCGAUGCUGUGCAGGUGCGUGACACGGAUAAACUAGUGCUUUGUUUGAAACGACCGUCAGCAAAAGUUUCUACUGCAUCGUCCUCGAAUGACACCACUAUCACUCAGCGCUCUCCUUCGAAAGAUGAAGAUUACGAAGACCUCAAUGAAACUGAAGAAACCCAUUGCGUCUAUAGGCACCUUAACGACGAAAUGUACCGAUACUGCCUACUAGUUCAUCAGAAGAAGGAUGGAGAUAGAUGCUACUAUCACGACGGUCACACAAUAUGCUGUUGCUUCGUACAUCCAGACAAGGAAACUUGUGAUCCAACUGAAAUCGACUUAGUACGUCCGCCUCCGCCAUCGAGAAUUCCUUCAAUCCGAGUAACACCUCCAACAGAUAUCAACAGUCUUACACUUAUCACUACCAGUAGUACAUCAACGACUAGCACCACUACUACAACCACUACAACAACCACUCCACCCACAACCACCAUCCGGAGUAGGUCCACGUCACGUCGUAUUCUCACCAUAAAACCAAAGCCUGCCAGUAAUCGGUAA